Messenger RNA from Vanrija pseudolonga, 1223 nucleotides. Its product is annotated as D-erythronate dehydrogenase. Bases 34 to 1125 code for a protein of 363 amino acids. The transcript has 5 exons. NCBI's taxonomy places the organism in Eukaryota, Fungi, Basidiomycota, Tremellomycetes, Trichosporonales, Trichosporonaceae. The record is from RefSeq and is a predicted model, not a curated record.
GAGCUCUCUCUCAAUUGACUACUCACACUCACAAUGGCCGGACCUACAUACGACUUUCAGCUCCCUGCCCAUGUGCAGACUGUGCUCCUGACCGGCGCGAACGGCUUCGUCGGCCGCGAGGUCACCAAGCUCCUGCUCGAGCUGUACCCCAACCUCCGGGUGAUCACGACCGACAUUGUCGAGCCCCCGCGCUACGUCGAAGACGAGAAGCGCCUGCGCGCCGUGCAGGCUGACCUCGGCAAGGCCGAGGACCUCGCCAAGCUGUUCGAGGGCGAGAAGGUCGGCGGCGUGUUUGCGCUCCACGGCAUCAUGUCGGGCGGCUCCGAGGCCAACUUUGAGCUCGGAUGGGCCGUCAACGUCGACUCGCACGUCCAGCUCCUCAAGGCCGUGAGGAAGCACAACGACGAGAUCUUUGGCAAGCCCGACGGCACCAACCCCCGCAUCGUGCACGUCUUCAUCUCGUCGUUGGCUGUGUACGGCGGUCCCAAGGCCGGCCCCAAGGACCAUGUCAUUCCAAGUGACACCCCCCUCAUCGCUGGCACGUCAUACGGUGUGCAGAAGCAGAUUGGCGAGCUUUACGCCUACGACUACGGACGCAAGGGCUACCUCGACACGCGCUCCCUCCGCCUGCCCACUGUCGCCAUCCGUACCGGAGCUCCCUCCACCGCCGCGUCUUCCUUCUUCUCUGGCCUGAUCCGCGAGCCGCUGCAGGGCCUCGAGGCAAUCUGCCCCGUAGCCUCGGGUCCUGACGACCCGAUGCUCGACGAGAUCCCCCACUACCUCAGCCGUGCCAAGACCGUGUUCCGUAACAUUGUCUGGGGCAUGUGCAUGCCCGAGUCCAACUUCAAGUACGGGCACCGCUCGAUCAACAUCCCCGGCAUCACGAUCACGCCGCGCCAGAUCAUCGCCGCGCUCAAGGAGCACGGCGGCGACGAGGCCCUCAAGCUCAUCAAGUACGAGAAGGACCCGGCCGUCAUCAACAUCUGCCUCACUUGGGCCGGCUCGUAUGACAACUCGGAGGCCCUGGCGUCUGGUUUCGAGGUCGACGACGCCAAGACUGGCUUCGCUGACGCCGUGGGCGACUUCAAGGCCGCGUUGCAGGAGGAGGCCGCCGCGGCCAAGUAAUCACACGCGCUGCGCGGUGCGUGACAGAGGUGGAGGGAGAACUGGCGUGGUGGGCAGCAGCGAUGGUGCGCCAUCUGCCGCCGCGUGCCGACGGGUCC